AUGGUAUCUACAACGAUAAAUUCAACAGACGACCCCCUCCACGAGCCUCCAGGUAGCACUAAGGCCGGUCACGAUGGUCUAUUCAAACUAGGCGAUUUCACACGAUUGAACUCACAAAACCUUGCAAAUUGGGCGUCCCCGAAAGCCUCAAAGACUUCGCAGGUCUUGGACUCAACCCCCACGCUUGGUAACUUCAAGCGGCUCUUUGAGCAGCUUCGUUUCAAGGACGAUGGAGCAACCCAGCAGCAGCAGCAGCAGCAGCAACCUUCUACUUCCCCCAAGGCGCAGCCGAUCACGAUAGUGAAAUCAUCUAUCGAAUCAGUAUCAGUCACCAAAGCAGUCAAUGUUCCCAAGAUCUUGACUGAACCCAUUUUCGACUCAAUCACCGACUCGGAGGCUGGAGGCGGCUCUGACACUGAUGUGCUAUUGGCUGCUUCUUAUUCCACUGCUGCCUCAACACCACCGAGCUCCAAUGAGUUUCCCCUGAACCAUUUUGAGGAGAGUAAGAAGAGCAAGGCCAAGUCUUCUAAGGCCAAGGUGAAGUCUCACUCUCGAGACAAUUCAGAUCAUAAGGUUGUGGUGUGGGAUAAUGUUCGGUCUGAAUCUGUCAAACACGUCCUCUCGUACCAGCCAUUCAAAUAUGGCCCUAUCACUGAGAUUCACAGCAAUGUAUCCACUACCUCAGCCAAGCACGAAAACCUCAUGGGCAAGUUGGUUCAGGAGCGCGUCGUUGACUCUAUGAUCUGCAAGGACUUUUCCACCAUUGCAGAUAACGGAAUUCAUGUCUUCGUUGACAUGUCCAACAUUAUCAUCGGCUUCCAGAAAGCCUUGAGAGCCAAAUUUGGCAUCUCGGAGUCUUCGCGCUUUGUUCCGCUUCCCCAAAUGAACCUUGCUUUCUUUCACGAACUCCUCACCCGCGACCGCUACGCAGAAUGGCUCAACGUUGGCUGUUCAAUGCGUCCCGAUCGAGGGGAACCCCCUUUCAUCCAAGAACUUAAAGAUCUUGGCUACCGAGUCGACCUUCGCAGCCGUCGUGCUGAGCAGUCCGGUUCCGGGGACAACACCACUUUCGAGGCUGGCGGCUUCCGCUAUGUCGAGGAUAUGGUUGACGAAACACUUCAAAUCCGAAUUGGUGAAUCUGUCAUGCAAUAUUUCGAGAUGCCUGGCACGCUCGUCAUUGCCACGGGUGAUGCUCGACCGGCCAAGUACUCGGAUGGCUUCCUCGCAUAUGCUCAACGCGCCCUGAAAAUGGGCUGGAGCGUUGAGGUUGUGUCCUGGAAAGCCAGUCUUUCGUCUGCCUGGAACGCACUAUUGAAGGACAAGAGCAUUGGUUCUCGAUUCCGUAUUAUUGAACUCGAUCAGUUCGUUGAUGAGCUUUGGAUCUGCUAA
Molecule: messenger RNA, 1389 nt
Organism: Fusarium coffeatum
Lineage: Eukaryota; Fungi; Ascomycota; Sordariomycetes; Hypocreales; Nectriaceae
Exons: 1
Coding region: 1-1389 (462 amino acids)
Source: RefSeq, a predicted model, not a curated record